This is a messenger RNA of Anguilla anguilla (European eel), 2438 nucleotides long. RefSeq names its product CD209 antigen-like protein A. NCBI's taxonomy places the organism in Eukaryota, Metazoa, Chordata, Actinopteri, Anguilliformes, Anguillidae. The coding region runs from base 590 to 1300 and encodes 236 amino acids. The transcript has 6 exons. The record is from RefSeq and is a predicted model, not a curated record.
UGUUAGCUCCUACUGUUGUGGAGCUCAAGCUUGGACUUUCCCUCAUGCUUACAUCAUGUUACUUUACUCUUUCCCAUACAUCAUUGUUUCUCAUUUUUCAGACACCAUUAUUUCCAAGCCCCCUUCCUUUAUUUAAUUAAAAAAUAGGCAUUCCCUUCUCUUAUCUAAGUCUUCCUCCCCUUCUUGGCAUCAGUUAUGUAUUCACCUCAUUUAUCUCCUACUGGAUUUUAUAAUUCACAACACGUUUGUAUGAAAGGCCUAGUUUGUAUGCCAGAAGCUGUGCUUUCAUUGUAUAUGGACUUUUACAGCUUGUGUUUUAUAUUUAGUGCAAACCUCUACAGAUUAUUACUGUUUUGACCAAGAUCUGGCCACUGCUAGUUCUACAUAUACUUCUUUUGUUAAUGAUAUACUUGGUGGUGAUGGUUGGUGAUCUUAAAUGCAUUUCCUUCCCAAAGGUGGGUGUCAAGCUCUGAUCAGCUUCCUGGUCUCUCAAUGCGAUUUCCUCUCUCUGCUCAAGUAGCUCAGACCACAGUGACACAAAAUAUAUAAAAAGAAAUACCGGAUAGAGCACUAGCAGCAGUUGUCAGAAAUGGCAGCAUUGGUCUCCAAAGAUUCAGAGGGUAUAUACACUGACCUGGCCAGUCCAGACAAAGAUGUGUACAGCACACUGGGCCAGACCUCACUCAACAGCCCAGGAACUCAGCACACAGAGCACAGUGGGCAAAGCUCAUAUCCCUACAGACGGGUUGCAGUGAGUCUGGGGCUGCUGUGUGCUCUCUUAUUGGCUGCCACAGUAGUCCUGUGUGUCCUCUAUAAAAGUCUAUCAGAGAACUAUUCAAUGUUGGAGAGAGAUCUGGAGGAGCUCAGAAGCAACUGCAGCACCAUGAAUACAGAGAAAGUCCAGCUACAGAGCAAUGUGUCUAACCGCUGUCUACAGGGCUGGGCACAGUUCUCUUCGAAGUGUUACUACUUCUCUAAUGAGACGAAGAGCUGGGAAGACAGUCGCAGUGACUGCAUUAAAUGGGGAGCUGACCUGGUGAUUAUAGAGAGUGAAAAGGAACAGCGGUUCAUCAACAACAAAAUAAGAAACUAUACCUGGAUUGGACUGAGUUACUCAGCAGCUAGGGGUUACUGGCUCUGGGUGAAUGGAAGCCCUCUGCACGAAGGAUUCUGGGGGAGAGGAGAGCCAAAUAUUGGAUUUGAAUGUGCCAUGUUUGCCCAUUCGAUGAAGGCAUGGGCUUCUUUUUACUGUUCUUAUGACCAUAAUUUCAUCUGUGAGACUAAUGCUCUGCCCCCCUAAACCAUUUUUUAUCGUUGUCUGUUUUUGGUUCUCUCAUCUUGUGAGAGGCCGUUGACCAUGCCAGGGUUGACAGUCAAACACAGGACCAAUAAGCAUACCACAAUGUUACCGUUUCUGUUGGGAAUAUAUGGAAUAUACAUACUGCUUUCUUUACUAGAAAUGUAUCUGUGAGACUAAGCUUUAUUAAAUGCAUUGAAAUGACUGUACAUGCAGAGUAGAUUUUAACUAUUACAUUAUUGGUUCUAUGGACAUAUUGUAAGUAUAAAAAAUCAAAAACCAUACAUUUUAAAUGGUCCUCAACUUGAUGUUGUGAUACUGUAAAUUUAAAUUGAAAUCGAGAACAGCAGUCACUGCUAAAAAAGCAAAUGUGUUCAUUGGGCCUCAUUUAUCAAUAAUUUCGUAAAUAUGCACAUAAGUUUCCCCGUAAAAUUAUACAAACUAACAACUGCCGCCGCAUUUAUCAAACAUUCGGAGGCACUUAGUUUCAAUCGUAUUCCCGUGCGUAUGUUGAUAAAUCCCAAUCAGUCGUAAAUUGGAAGCGCGUUCGCGGUCGCCUCAUUGUAGCGCACCUCACGCGGUGACAGGGGGUCGGCCAGUGGGGUCAUCAACCACUGCUUCAGCGGGUAACCCUCAUCCCCUAAGGGUUUAAGGAACGUGGAGGGUUAGAUAAAACGUUGCCAAUGCAGGUUUGGAGUUACUAAAUGUCAAACAUCAUGCUUACCAAUGAGCCAGCCAUCCUCAACAGCUCUAUGCGCCAAGCGAUUCCCCACAGAGCAGUUUUGCAAAACAAAUGAAUCACGUGUUCCUCCAGGCCAAUGAGCAACAACAUUGAGGACAUGGCAAGCUGCGUCAGAUAUCAAUUGGACGUUGAUGGAAUGAUAUCCCUUCCUAUUCAAGUAGCAAAGGUGUCGGUGAUGGAGAUUUAAUGUGCACAUGGGUACAAUCUAUGGCACUGAUCGUAGGAAGGCUGGCCUGAUUGAAAAGGGCCUGUUUGAUACCAAUUUGGCUCUGCGCACUAUAGGGAACUCGAAUAUACUCCGGGGCUAGUUUAACAAUAGAAUUAAGCACACUGGACAGUAUGUGGCUCAUGGAGGGUUGGGAUAUUGCAGACCGGUCACCAAUCUCCCUCUGGAAAGUG